AUGGAGGCCAGAGGGGAGAGCUUUCUUAGACAAAGGCAAGUCCUAUUUCUCUUUGUUUUUCUGGGUGGGUCUCUGGCUGGGUCUGAGUCAAGACGCUACUCUGUGGUUGAGGAAACAGAGAGGGGCUAUUUAAUAGCCAACCUAGCAAAGGAUCUAGGGCUAGGGGUAGGGGAACUGGCUGUGAGGGGAGCCCAAGUUGUGUCUAAAGGGAACAAACAGCAUUUUCAGCUCAACCAUCAGACCGGCGAUUUGCUCCUGCAUGAGAAAUUGGACCGGGAAGAGCUAUGCGGCCCCACAGAGCCUUGUAUACUGCAUUUUCAGAUAUUAUUGCAAACCCCUUUGCAGUUUAUUACAAAUGAGCUUCAGGUCAUAGAUGUAAACGACCAUUCUCCGGUAUUCUUUGAAAAUGAAAUACAGCUGAAACUCUUAGAAAACACGCCACCAGGAACCAUAAUUCCUUUGGAAAAUGCUGAGGACUCGGAUGUGGGAAGAAACAGUCUCCAAAACUACACGAUCGCCCCUAAUUCCCAUUUCCACGUUCUCACACGCAGUCGUAGGGACGGAAGAAAGUACCCACAACUAGUGCUGGACAAAGCACUGGACCGUGAGGAGCAGCCAGAGCUCAUUUUGACCCUGACCGCGCUGGAUGGCGGCUCUCCGCCCCGGUCGGGGAUCGCCCAGAUCCACAUCCUGGUCUUAGACAUAAACGACAACGCCCCAGAAUUUACACAGUCACUCUAUGAGGUUCAAAUUUUAGAGAACAGCCCCAUUAACUCUGUUAUUGUCACGGUCUCAGCUUCUGACUUAGAUACAGGAAAUUUUGGGACAGUAUCAUAUGCAUUUUUUCACGCUUCUGAAGAAAUUCGCAAAACUUUUCAGCUAAAUCCAAUUACUGGUGAUAUCCUGCUAGUCAAAUACUUGAAUUAUGAAGUUAUGAAUACUUAUGAAGUGGACAUAGAAGCCAAGGAUGGCGGAGGCCUUUCAGGAGAAACCACAGUGAUAGUUCAGGUGGUUGAUGUGAACGACAACCCACCAGAACUGACCUUGUCUUCAAUUACCAGCCCUAUCCCUGAGAACUCACCGGAGACUGUGGUGGCUGUUUUCAGUGUUUCUGAUCUAGACUCUGGAGACAAUGGGAGAAUUAUGUGUUCCAUCGAGAGCAAUCUCCCCUUCAUCCUCAAACCAUCAAUAGAGAAUUUUUACACCCUCGUGACAAACACAGCUCUGGACCGAGAGACAAGAGCCCAGUACAACAUCACCAUCACC
Molecule: messenger RNA, 1266 nt
Organism: Callorhinus ursinus (northern fur seal)
Lineage: Eukaryota; Metazoa; Chordata; Mammalia; Carnivora; Otariidae
Gene: PCDHB3
Product: protocadherin beta 3
Biological process (GO): homophilic cell-cell adhesion
Cellular component (GO): plasma membrane
Molecular function (GO): calcium ion binding
Source: RefSeq, a predicted model, not a curated record